This is a messenger RNA of Hevea brasiliensis (rubber tree), 1486 nucleotides long. Its product is annotated as ribosome biogenesis protein NOP53. Gene Ontology annotation, cellular component: nucleolus. The transcript has 12 exons. Gene Ontology annotation, biological process: ribosomal large subunit assembly; rRNA processing. NCBI's taxonomy places the organism in Eukaryota, Viridiplantae, Streptophyta, Magnoliopsida, Malpighiales, Euphorbiaceae. The record is from RefSeq and is a predicted model, not a curated record. The coding region runs from base 87 to 1190 and encodes 367 amino acids. Gene Ontology annotation, molecular function: 5S rRNA binding.
CAAGGUUACCGUUUCACUCGCCAUCUGCGCAGACUCUCGGCAGCCACAGCAGGAAGCAAGCAAAGCAAAGAUAGAGAGAGAAAGAGAUGGGGAAGAAAGCGAAAAGCUCAAGGAAGGGCAAGAAAGCAUGGAGAGCAAACAUAAGCACCGAAGACAUAGACGAUUUCAUUGAGAAAUCCACCAAAGAUGCUCUCUCCGGAGGCUCUCUUUCCCAUGUUCCCACUGAGUCCCUCUUUUUCGUCGAUAAAUCCAAAGAUCUUUCUGUGAAGCGCAAGAUUGAGAAGCACAGAGAAAAGGUACUCCGCUGUGACAGUAUACUUCAGAAAAAUCCUUUUGUUCAAGCGGUGCCAUCUUCGAAUCAGAAAAAGAAGAAGAUAUCCAAGAAAUCCCUGAAAGAGUCUGAGCCAAAAGAUGCCACUCAAGAUGGUUCCAAGAAUGAUUGUCCUGUCCAGGAUUCUGGCAUGGUCGACUUGUGGGAAAAUGAAGGUGAAUGUGACAACAAACUUAGAAAGGCAUCCAAACCUUCAGUUAUUCGGGCAGUGGAAGUUGAGCCUCCAGGAUGCUCAUUUAAUCCUUCAUUUGAAGCUCAUCAGGAUUCUUUGGCCCAAGCUGUUGCAGAGGAAAUGCAGAAAGUCUAUCAGAGUGAGUUGGGACCUCAACCUGUUCCAUUAACUGUUCCUGGGGAACAGCAAGUGAUUGAUGAAGAAGAUUUGUAUUUUCUGGAGGCGGAUAAUGGGGAUGAUGGUGAAGAGAAUUUGACAGAGAAUGAGGAUGCUGCGCAAGGAAAAAGCAGGUCUACUAACACAAAGAGGGUGACCAAAGUUGAGUUGAAUAGGAGAGCCAGACUCAAAGAACAGCAGAAAAAAGAAGCAGAAGCCAAGAAGAAAGAGGAGCUUUCAAAAGAAAUUGAUUCCUUGCCAGAUAUCAUAAAGGAAAUAGCUAAAGAAGAUGAGGAGAAGCAUAAAAGACACAUCAGGCGUAUAGUAGCUAAGCAAGAGAGACUUAAAACGUGUCCACCACGCUUGGGAAAGCACAAAUUUAAGCCUGCUCCUCCACAAGUACUAUUGUCUGAAGAAAUUACUGGUUCUCUCCGCAAGCUGAAGGGUUGCUGCACCCUUCUAAGGGAUCGAUAUAAAAGCCUAGAAAAAAGGGGAUUGGUUGCACCAACAGCCAAACGCCUAAGGAGAUAGAUAGUGGAUUCAAUUAUUGAGAUUGUUGAUUGUGUAGCAGUUGGCGGGUUAAAGCGAAUGGAAUGCUGUUUAGCAUGAGAAGAAACAGAUAGUUGAGAUAUGAAGAUUCCAUUGCAGACACAGACAAAGCCUUUUAUCUGUGUUGUUAUGUUUGUCACUCUAUAAAAUCCCAGUCAUAUUAUUAGUCACCAAUAGACUAUUAGUGUUUUGCAAAUGUGCUGGUUAGUUUGAAGUUAUUUUUAGUUUAAAUUUUGGAUGGUUUAGAUUGAAAAAUAAAGAAUUCAGAGUUCAGAUUA